GAAAUUUCUUUUAACAUCAGAACAUAACCUUAACCCAACCCUAGAUCUUCAUCCUUCAACAGCGCGAACCUUCUUCCUUCUCUUCAACUCAACAACAUUACAUCACACUUCAUUCUCAGAUCUUCCCGGACAAGUCUCAUUCCUUAACAAUUUUCCACCUUUGAGCCUCAAACCCUCUUAAUUUUGCAUUCCAUCUUGUGGGAUCCACUUGAAUUACACUGGAUUUGAAGCCCCACUAAAAAAAGUCACAUUUUUUUUCAACUGGGUAUGCUUUGCAUGCGGCAUUAGUGAGUAGUGUAUUGUUAGGUAGUGAGUUACAAUGGCAAUGCCAUCGGGAAAUGCAGUAAUGCCGGAAAAAUUGCAGUUUCCGGGUGGCGGUGGUGGUAGUGAGAUCCACUACCGCCAGCAGUGGUUUGUGGAUGAGAGGGACGGGUUUAUCGGUUGGCUUCGCAGCGAAUUCGCGGCUGCAAAUGCCAUCAUAGACUCUCUGUGCCACCAUUUGCGUUGUGUUGGGGAGCCUGGGGAGUAUGACAUGGUUGUUGGGGCAAUUCAGCAGAGGAGGUGUAAUUGGACUCAGGUGCUGCUUAUGCAGCAGUACUUUUCUGUGUCUGAGGUGGUGUGUGCACUGCAGCAAGUGUCAUGGAGGAGGCAGCAGAGGGUUGUUGAUCUGGCGAAAACCGGUGCAAAGGAGUUUAGGAAGUUCGGUUCGGGGAUUAGGCAAGGGCAGCACAGGCUUGAGGCUGCCAAGGAUGGAUAUAAUUCUAGUGUAGAGUCUUUUUGUCAUGGGACAAAUGCUGUGGUGGUUGCUGGAGGUGUGGAGAAAGGGACCCCUUUGACCGAGAAGAAUGGAGAAAUUAAAUCUGGUGGCAAGGUUGGGACCAUGGAUAACAAGAGUUUAGCAUCUCCUGAGGAGAGGAAAGAUACUAUUACAAAUCAUCAAUCUGAUGGUAUUUUGAAGGGCUCUGGGAAUUCUCAAGGAUCUCUGUCCACCUCUGAAUGUGAAGCUGUGGGUGUAAAUGAAGAAUGUGUAUCAAAUUCUAAAGAGAAUGAUUCUACCAUGGGAAAAACUUUUAUUGGCAACGAGAUGUUUGAUGGGAAGAUGGUGAAUGUGGUUGACGGACUGAAGUUGUAUGAAGAUUUAUUGGAUAGGACUGAAGUUUCAAAACUUGUUUCAUUGGUCAAUGAUCUGAGGGUUGCCGGAAAGAGAGGACAAUUUCAAGGAAAUCAGACAUUUGUGGUUUCAAAAAGGCCCAUGAAAGGACAUGGAAGGGAAAUGAUUCAGUUGGGUGUUCCCAUUGCUGAUGCACCACCAGAUGUGGACAAUGUAACAGGAAUCUCCAAAGAUAAGAAAGUAGAAUCUAUCCCUUCUUUGUUCCAAGAUAUUAUCAAGCGCUUGGUUGCCUCGCAAGUGAUGACUGUGAAGCCUGAUGCUUGCAUUGUGGAUUUCUUUAAUGAGGGUGAGCACUCACAUCCCAACAAUUGGCCUCCUUGGUUUGGAAGACCUCUUUAUAUACUUUUCCUGACUGAAUGUGACAUGACUUUUGGGAGAAUAAUUGUCUCAGAUCAUCCUGGGGAGUUCAGGGGUGCUGUCACGCUUUCUCUUGUACCCGGGUCCCUUCUGGUGAUGCAAGGGAAAUCAACUGAUUUCGCCAAGCACGCUCUUCCUUCUAUUCACAAACAACGCAUAAUUGUAACCUUCACAAAGUCCCAACCGAGAAGUUCCCUGCCAAAUGAUUCUGAACGACUUGCUCCACCAGCAGCGUCCCAUUGGGCCCCACCACCGAGCAGAUCUCCCAAUCAUGUGCGUCAUCAAUUAGGCCCCAAGCAUUAUCCCACGGUUCAAGCAACUGGAGUACUGCCAGCUCCGAACGGUAUGCAGCCGUUGUUUGUGCCGGUGCCGGUGCCGGUGCCAGUUGCAUCUCCCAUGUCAUUUCCCACACCUGUGCCAAUCCCACCUGGUUCCAUUGGAUGGACCUCAGCUCCUCCGAGGCAUCCUCCUCCUCGAAUCCCUGUUCCUGGCACAGGAGUUUUCCUCCCUCCACCUGGCUCAGGUACCAUACAUGAAGUGAACCCAAGUGUGGAAACUUGGACUGUGUCGGGAAAGGAAAAUGGGAAAUCUAAUCACAACAAGACAAAUUCUGAAGCUGAAGAAGCUGGUGUAGAGAAAGAACACGAAAGCAACGACAUGACGGCUGCAAGCCAUUGAUUGAGCUAUGGCAGAUUAGAAAGAGGGAAAGCUUAUCAAAGGAAAGGGGUAGGCUACGGAUCUAACGAGUUUGAAGCAAAUGUAAAGAGCGGCAACAUUUGACACGACACGAUACAAUACUGCAAAGGAGAGAACAAGGGAAGUAGGCACAACUUUUUGGUUCACUUCUUGAUCCUCAUUCCUUUUUUCUUGUCUUAUUAUAUUUAACUUUUACAGCAAGGGAAACCCCAUUCUUAAUUCAGAUUUUGAUUUUUCCUAUCUUUGAAUUAUUUUACGUGUUUAGGGGUCGAUUAUUGUUGUGGUAAUGUUUUCUUCUACCAUUUUUUAAACAAUUUUGAUGCAUGCAUGGUGAAAUAGAAUCUGAGGACUCUUGAA
Molecule: messenger RNA, 2581 nt
Organism: Glycine soja
Lineage: Eukaryota; Viridiplantae; Streptophyta; Magnoliopsida; Fabales; Fabaceae
Product: RNA demethylase ALKBH10B-like
Exons: 8
Coding region: 320-2206 (628 amino acids)
Biological process (GO): mRNA catabolic process
Molecular function (GO): mRNA binding; demethylase activity
Source: RefSeq, a predicted model, not a curated record